Molecule: messenger RNA, 768 nt
Organism: Penicillium daleae
Lineage: Eukaryota; Fungi; Ascomycota; Eurotiomycetes; Eurotiales; Aspergillaceae
Product: Cutinase
Exons: 4
Coding region: 1-768 (255 amino acids)
Biological process (GO): carbohydrate catabolic process
Cellular component (GO): extracellular region
Molecular function (GO): cutinase activity
Source: RefSeq, a predicted model, not a curated record
AUGUUCUUCAAGUUGGAAUAUUUUACUUUGAUAUUUAUCGGGCUCAAUGCCUAUGCAUUUCCGUUAGCGGAGCCAGAUGAUGUGCACAUCACGGAACGGGGUGCUGGAUUGAAUAGCUUUCUGAGCAUUCUCCUCGGUCAUCUCCCCGCUAUAAACACAUCUAUAACAGAUGCAAGUCAACUCAUUACCAGCUUUGACACCCUUCUCGGUGCCUUAACUGGAGCCCAAGAGACAUACAAUGAGCUAGGGGGAACAUGCACGGAAUGGACUGUGAUAUUUGCUCGUGGUACAGCUGAGCCGGGCAAUGUCGGAGUUUUGGUUGGCCCGCCAUUAUUCGAUGCUCUGGAUGACAAAUUCGGUUCUUCUACCCUUACCAUCCAAGGUGUCAAUGACUAUUCGGCGUCGGUCCAAGGCUACCUGGCAGGAGGGGAUCCAAAUGGAGUCACAGAGAUGGCACGACAAAUCAAGGCGGCGAAGACCCAAUGCCCUCAUACAAAACUGAUCGCGUCGGGAUACUCCCAGGGAUGUCAAAUCGUUCACGAAGCAAUCGCACAGCUUGAUGCUUCUACCGCCAGCUGGAUAUCCAGUGUUCUUCUCUUUGGAGAUCCACUGAAAGGACAGGCCCUAAACAGUAUUCCCCAAUCGAGAGUCUUUACUGCAUGCCACGCUCUUGAUGACAUUUGCAAGAAUGGCAUUCUUAUUGGUCCUUCUCAUCUCACCUAUGCCGUCGACGUUGUGAAUGCCGUCAAUUUUGCUGCGGCUGUUUAG